GGUCUGAUCUACUUCACCGGCCGGCUGAGGAUGCUGGAGAAGCGGCAGGAGCAGAUCAGGGAGCUGAGCAGCAAACACCAGCAGCUGAAGGAGGAGCUGGAGGAGGCCAAGAGCCGGCUGAGUCUCCCCCCCGCCAAGUGGACCGGAGAGUUCGAGGUGGACCAGGACCUGGAUCGGGGGUCUCAGGAGUUCCUGGAGGCUCUGCUUCGGACCACAGAGGACCUGCAGGACUGCGUCAUUCUCUGCAAGUCCCGCGUCAUGAUGGAGACGUGCUUCGACACUGCCGCGCAGGACGAGCAGCAGGGGGUGGGAGAGGAGGCGGCACGGACUAGAAAGGUAGUGUAGUACCACCGUUUGGCCACUACGGAGAUCUGCUGAUUAAAUGGGGAGGGGUUGUGCAAAGAGACGCAUUAUAAAACAGAACUCAGUGAACGAUUCACCUAGAAAGAAGGCCAUCAUCUCUGAUUGCAGUAUCCAGCUCUUAUGAUGCAAACAUGGCGCCCAACGUGGGGCGGAGGGAGAGUCUGAGAAAAGGGAUGAGGAGAUGAUGAAGAAAAACACUGACCUCCUUCAGAUCCACAGAACACAUGGGACAGCCUCUUUCGUCCACACGGAGGGAAAGGUGUGGGGAUGGAACCUCUCUGGACGUCUGGUGAGGCUCUCAUGGAAGUGCCUUUAUAUUUAUCAUCUAGUUUAACAUGUUUUUAUAAUUUGUUUGUUUUUGUUUGUAUGUUUACCAUGUAUGGUUCUCGUGGUGCUGACAUUACAAACAAACUUCCUGUGAAUUCUUUAUGCAAAAACACCAGGAUUUAGAUAUUUGGUUCAUGAUGAAAUGAGAUUAAGCAGCAAGGAGCAACUACUCUGUAUUCCUGUAGACGUUUCGCUUCUCUUCAGUCGCUC
Notothenia coriiceps (black rockcod) is the source of this 900-nucleotide messenger RNA. RefSeq names its product kinesin-like protein KIF26A. Gene Ontology annotation, biological process: microtubule-based movement. The annotation marks the transcript as partial. Lineage: Eukaryota; Metazoa; Chordata; Actinopteri; Perciformes; Nototheniidae. The record is from RefSeq and is a predicted model, not a curated record. The transcript has 2 exons. Gene Ontology annotation, molecular function: microtubule motor activity.